AUGGGUGAUGAUCAAGCUCUCGUCGCCAGUUGGCUUCAUGAAGAAUCAACAUGGCAGCAACAAUUUCGAGGUUGGGAUUUUUCGCAACUAACCUCCAGUGGACGAAUAUCAUUUAACAUGUCCGAAGAACAAUUAGGUUGGGAUUAUACAAAGAUUAUUUGUCAAACAGUUGCACAACUUGCAGAUUCAGACGAUGAAAAUAAGAGCAAUGAAAUUUAUUUGCUUGAUUUAGGAACAGGUGGUGGUGAAUAUUUAGAAGGAAUACUAGCAAGACUUCCGAGCAACGAGAAAAAGUUGAUAGUAUACGCAACAGAAUCAUAUGAACCGAAUUUUCAAUUAGCUAAGCAACGUUUAACACCUUACGGUGUGACUGUUAUUCAAAGUGAAUCGGAUAGUCUGAAUAGUUUGCUACCAUUUACAGACGAUGGACCGAAAUUUGACUUGAUAAUCUCUCGUCACACAUGUUACAAUAUUCGCGAAGUUGAUCGUCUCCUUAAAUUCAAAACUGGAAUCUUUAUAACGCAACAAGUCGAUGGAACAUCUGGACAAGAUUUAAUUGAACUAUUUGACCAUCAGCCACAAUGGCCAUUUUUUACUCUUGCUUAUGCUUCUCUAACACUGAAAAAUCAAGCACCAUCCAUGAAAUUGAUUAGAGCACAAGAGUCAGAAACAAAGGAUCCACGAUUCAACAAUGAGACAUUAGCAUUUUUACAAUUCCUUUCACAGAAUCCUCCACCGCAGGAUAAUGAAGUUGAAAAAAUGCGUCUAUAUAUGGAUGGCAUACAUCAAAAAAUCAAUAAAAAACUUCAUGAAACAUUCAAAGGUACAAUAGAAGAAAAAAUUGUGAAAACUAAUUCUACAGAAAUACCUAUUACCAUCUAUACACCACUAAAUGUUAAUAAAGACAAAUUAGUUAUUUAUUUUCAUGGUGGAGAAUAUCGUCUCGGGCCUGAAUAUAAAUAUCCAAUUUGGCUUGAUGAUGCAUUGGAAGUUACCCAACAUAUUAUUCAAAAUAGAACAGCUUACGGUGUUAAUAAAACAGCCAAAAUUGGGGUUGCUGGAGACAGUGCUGGAGGCAUGAUUAGUGCUUCACUCUCUCAUUUAUUAAAAGGCAUCGAUUUUCAAAUUCUUAUUUAUGCUGCAUUAGAUAUUCUUGGUGAAAUGCCAUCUUAUAAGGAAUUUACGAAGCCAAUGUAUUUUCUUACACCUGAAUUCAUGAAAUGGUUUACAACACAUGCAUUUCAUAAUUUGGAUGAGGUGAAAGAUCCUCGAGUAUCUGUGCUACUCAAUAGAACAUUUAAAGAUUUACCACCGUGUCUAUUCAUAGUUGCUGAUCUUGAUAUUCUUCGAGAUGGAAACUUAGAAUAUCAAAAAUUGCUUGAAAAAGCUGGUGUUCAAACGAAAUUAGUACUAAUGAAAGAUGUCAUUCAUGUAUUUUUUACUUUACCAGGAAUUUUUCCACAAUCAUGUGCAGAAGCGGUUGAUGCUAUUCGAGAUUUCAUGGCGUCAAUUUGA
Molecule: messenger RNA, 1515 nt
Organism: Rotaria sordida
Lineage: Eukaryota; Metazoa; Rotifera; Eurotatoria; Philodinida; Philodinidae
Source: the annotation of a GenBank genome assembly